Messenger RNA from Annulohypoxylon truncatum, 901 nucleotides. RefSeq lists its product as uncharacterized. Bases 27 to 767 code for a protein of 246 amino acids. The record is from RefSeq and is a predicted model, not a curated record. The transcript has 3 exons. NCBI's taxonomy places the organism in Eukaryota, Fungi, Ascomycota, Sordariomycetes, Xylariales, Hypoxylaceae.
AAAUUGAAACUGAUCCUGUAUUCAUCAUGAAGUUGAUCGUCGCGGGCUCGACCGGUUUUGUCGGCAAUGAAAUCAUUCGCCAGGCAUUAUCUCACCCUGGCGUAACAUCUAUCGUUGCUCUCGGGCGUCGCGAAACCGCCAUCCCUGAGAACAUAGGACCUAAUGCCGACGUGGCGAAGCUCAAGUCCAUCGUAUGCGACGACUUCGAGAACUAUCCCGAAAGCGUGAAGAAGGAGUUGGCCGGAGCAGAUGCGUGUAUCUGGGCCGUCGCUGUGACUCCGUCACAAGUAAGCACGGUGGGGUGGGAACAGACGUGCAUAAUCUGCCGUGAUUACGCCAUCACGGGCAUUGAGACAAUCACGCAGCUUCCUCGCGGCGACGGCGACAAGAGACCGUUUCGCUGGGUGUAUAUCAGCGGAUCCAGCAGCGUGCGAGACCCAGCUGAGAGGCCAUGGGUGCUGGGCGAUUACUGUGUGAUGAGGGGCGAAGUUGAAUCGAAAGUCCUCACGUACGCCCAGGACUCCAAGGGUACGGUGGACGUAUGUGUAGCGAAACCUGGGUUGAUAGAUGCACCGGGCAAGAGUGGCCUAUUGAUGAAUCUAGUAAAGACGGUUGGGCGGGCACUCAUUGGCCUUCCGAAAGUUGACGUUAGUGAGAUAUCUGCUACACUAUUAGAUCAGGCCGUCAAUGGAUUUGAGAAAGAUACACUUCAGAAUGAGGACUUGGUCCGGAUUGGACAGGAGAUCCUUCAGGGGAAGCAAAAGUAAGUACGUCAGGUUCAUGCUUACUGCACUAUGUGGCCUGUGAUCCCUUGGAUUGCUUAUUUAGGUGGUCAGCACGUAUUUUGGGUGAAAACUAAAGCUAAUUAUAUAAUACAGGGGAUAGUCGGCUAUACAGGGCA